Messenger RNA from Penicillium waksmanii, 2157 nucleotides. Its product is annotated as glycoside hydrolase family 154 protein. The coding region runs from base 1 to 2157 and encodes 718 amino acids. The record is from RefSeq and is a predicted model, not a curated record. The transcript is spliced from 3 exons. NCBI's taxonomy places the organism in Eukaryota, Fungi, Ascomycota, Eurotiomycetes, Eurotiales, Aspergillaceae.
AUGCCUCGAUUGACAGGUUUCUCAGAUAAUGCUUUUCGCACCAGGGAGGAUGUGGCCACCGCAGCCCUUGCCUUGUUGCGUCCGCUCACGCCCUACUUCUCGAUGAACAAGGGCCGUAUCCGUCUACCAAUCUCAACGGGCGUUCAUUUCGAUGAAACUGCUGCCCAGGUCGAAGGCUUCGUCCGACCAUUGUGGGCUGUCGCAUCACUCCUGCAAUUUGCAUCCUCCAUUACGAGUAAUGAUCCGAUCGAUGCUGCCCUGGCGGAAGAAAUCCAUGAAGUGACCAAUCCAUGGAUUUCGGGGUUCUCAGCGGCCACAGACCCUGAAAGCCCAGAAUACUGGGGAACAAUCGAUGAUAUGGACCAGCGGAUGGUUGAGGCUGAAGUCGUCAGCUUUGCGUUGUUAGCUGAGCCGGAGAAGCUGUUCCACAACCGCGACCAGAAGAUACAACAAAACAUCACAGCAUGGCUUCGUGGAAUGAAUGGAAAGAAGAUGCCACCAAACAACUGGCGAUGGUUCCGCGUAUUCUCCAACCUUGCACUGAUCAAAGUGUGUGGAGUUCCAGCCAGCCAAGUGACUGGAGAGCUCAAGGCGGACCUCGCCGUGCUCGAUUCUUUUUAUCUUGAGGAUGGAUGGUCGGGCGACGGUCCUUGGCUGUCUACACAAGAGGAGAACGAACAGGAAGUGGAAUUUCAACGAUCGGGACGUCGAGAUGCGAUCGGCAAAGGUCGCCAGGUUGACUACUAUUCCGGCAGCUUCGCGAUUCAAUUUAGCCAGUUGCUUUUCGCCAAAUAUGCCGAAGAUAUCGAUCCCGAUCGGGUUUCUCGAUAUAGACAACAAGCACGCGACUUCGGAGCGUCGUUCUGGAGGUAUUUUGAUGCAGGUGGGUCGGCCAUCCCGUUUGGUCGAUCUCUAACAUAUCGGUUCUCAUGCGGCGCAUUCUUUGCUGCACUGGCAGUUAGCCCUGUUCCGGAUAUGCCCUGGCCACUAUCAACCCCGGGCCAAGUUAAAGGGUUUCUCUUGCGCCACCUGCGAUGGUGGGCCGACCAUUCAAGCGAUAUUUUCUACCCCGAUGGAACAUUGAGUGUCGGGUGGCUAUAUCCGAACAUGUACAUGAGCGAAGACUACAAUUCUCCCCAAUCUCCCUACUGGUGCUUGAAGACUCUAAUCGCAGUCUCUCUCGCGAAAGACAGCGAGUUUUGGUCAGCAGAGGAAGAGCCUUAUCCAUCUUUCUUCCAGCCUCAACUUUCGCCUGCGCCCAAACAAAUACUCAGUAAUCAUCCAGCGGGGAAUCAUCAUUUCUGCUUGUCUCCUGCACAAUUCGUUGCAUGGCCAAUGAAAGCAACACAGGCGAAGUAUUCCAAAUUCGAAUACUCUUCGGCCUUUGCUUUCUCAGUUCCAACCGGUCCUCUAAUUCAACAAAUCGCGCCAGACUGUACAUUGGCUCUAAGCAGAGAUGGAGCUGAGACGUGGGCUGUGAAGUGGAAAUGUUCCGAGCCGGAGUUCCCAACCCUUCAUUUACGAACAUCCACCGGGCUGCAGCCCAUCUCUGCCGCAUCGGUCAGGUGGUUCCCCUGGGGAGACAAACAAAUCGAGGUGAAAACAACACUCAUUCCACCCACUAAUAGAUGGCCCGACUGGCAUGUUCGAAUCCACCGUGUUCGUGUCAACGCUCCCCUACGCGCGUUGCAUACGGUCGAAGGUGGAUUUGCCUCUCCAGGUCGACGAUUGAAAGACGGCGCAAAGAUGCCAAUUAUCAAUUCCGUGGGCGAAGAUAUGAAUAUUGGAGCAGAGGGUUUACUUGAAGAUGCAGAAUCUGUGUUGAUUCUCUCAUCGGCUGGUGCUAGUGGUCUUUCGAACCAACUAGCCGCUUCUUGCACGUCAAAGAGUCCUUCUAUCAAGGCGCAGGCUCUCAAACCAGACGGUAACACCAACAUCGCUUGUCAAAGGACUUUGAUCCCUAUUAUCGAGCGCGAUUCGAUUCAUGGUCUAGAAACCGGCGAUGAAAUGGUUUUCAUCACACGCGUGUUUGCGAUAUCUGCAUCCGCAAAUUGUAACCGCAAGAUCGAGCGUCUGGCAGAUCGAUGGAGAGACCAACCGAAUAUUUCUAUGAAGGAAGAAACCCAUGAAGAUGACUGCAUCUUUUGGGACGCUUGA